Messenger RNA from Rotaria sordida, 1440 nucleotides. The record is from the annotation of a GenBank genome assembly. Lineage: Eukaryota; Metazoa; Rotifera; Eurotatoria; Philodinida; Philodinidae.
AUGAUUAAACCAUUUAAAUAUAAUCCAUCUAAUCCUAAUCGUGAACCUAUACCAAUUAAUGAAGAUUAUCGUUAUAUUGAUUCAUGGGAUGAACAUCAUGUUCGUAUGCCAUGUUCAACAUUGUAUACUUCGAAAAAUGGACAUCUACGAUGGUCUAUUAUUUGUCAAUUAUUAUGUGAUCUUAAACGAAAAUGUGAUACUCAUACAGCAACUGUAGAAGAUUUAAAAAGAACAAUUGAAAAUUGUGUUGAAUGUCAUUACAAUAUGGAUUGUCUUGAACAUCUCAUUAAUGAAAUUUAUUCAAAUGAACAACGUUUAUAUUUUAUGUCAACUGUCCUAUCAAAUCUUUGUUCACUUGCAUUAAAUGUCGAUCUAAUAUGUAGUCGACCACCACCUUUAUUACGUAUCAGAUCAAAUCGUUCAAUAACAAUGUCACAACGACAAGCUGCUUCAUUAUUAGCAUGUGCAUUUUUUUGUUUAUUUCCAUAUCGUACUGGUUCAAAAGUUAAAAAAGAAUAUGAAAGUUUUCAAAAUCCAAAUUUUAAUACAUUAUAUCAACGUGGAUCUAUACAAAAAAUUGAAAAACUUAAAUGUAUUUUACAUUAUUUUGAACGUAUUACUAGAAAAAUGCCUAAUGGUGUAAUUACUUUUCAACGUUAUGUAUUAUCUGAUCCAUUUACACCAAAAUGGUCUAAAUCAACAAAUGGUCUCAUUCCUAUGCAUUUAACAACGGCUAAAAAGAUAGAAGAUAUUGAUUGUGUUUUACAAGUUGAUUUUGCCAAUAAAUAUAUUGGUGGUGGUGUAUUAACUUCAGGUUGUGUUCAAGAAGAAAUACGAUUUGUUAUUUGUCCUGAAAUGCUUCUUAGUUUACUUGUUUGUGAAGUAUUAAAACCGAAUGAAUGUAUCUAUCUGAUUGGUUGUGAACGAUAUUCAUCGUAUAAAGGUUAUUCAAAAACAUUUCAAUAUAAUGGAGAUUAUAUCGAUACAAAACUGAAAGAUAAUUGGGGAAGAAAAUGGUCUCAUGUAGUAGCUAUUGAUGCUAUAUUUUAUCGUGAUCGAUCAACACAAUACAAUAUGAAAUCUAUUAAACGUGAAUUAAUCAAAGCUUUUGCUGGCUUUCAUACUUACGGACAAACAUCGGAUCAUGCAUUUUCUAUUGCAACUGGAAAUUGGGGUUGUGGUGCAUUCAAUGGUGAUAGACAAUUAAAAGCAAUUAUUCAAUUAACAGCUGCUUCUGAAGCUAUACGUCCAUUGAUAUAUGCAGCGUAUGGUGAUAAGAAUUUAAUCGAAUCCUUCUAUGAAGUAUAUGAUUAUUUAAUAGACCAACGUGCUAAAGUACGAGAUUUAUAUUGUUAUCUUGAUCAAUAUUGUAAUACACGUUCACGAUGUUCAUUGUUUGAUUUUAUUUUACGAACACCUGUUUCAUCUCUUGGUUCUUAA